GACAAAAGUACCAAUCGGGCAGCGAAAAGAAGAACCAAUGGACUCAAUUAUUGAUAUGGAUUCACCACAAGAACUGGAUGUAAAAUCAAAAUUAGAGGAAGAACAAAAACUCCAUGGUAAUGGUGAAAAAUCACAGCAUGAGGCUACCAAUGAAAGGAAUGAAUAUGAUUCAGAUAGUAAUUCAUCAAUAAUGGAUGUAAAAACUUCCUGUGUAGAUUCUCCAAAAGAAUGUGCUGAAUGGAAGUCUACCAUGGGAAUAAAAGAUUGUGUUCAAAAGGAUGUAUCAGUUACAAAGUAUGUUCAAUUCAGAGAAGAAUCAAAUUUAAAAAUAAAAACAAAGGAAAAUCUUGAUGGAGAUGAAACUAUUCAACCACCUUUAUCACUAGGAUUAACUUCAACACCAACAAAUAUUCUAAAUGAAGGAGGGAAAGGUUUUCAAAAGAAAUUUCUUGAAUGUAAGUCUCCCACAGAAACGAAAGAUUCUGAUUCAACAGAGGCAUCAGCCAUGAUUCAUGGACAAGGAUUCCUAGCAGAUGUAGACAUAAAACUGAAAACAGAGAGCCAGGAUUAUCUUGAUAGCGGUGAAAAUAUUCAGUCAUCUAACACGAUUACAUCUCUUCAGUCUAAGUGCACUCCCCAUUUAUCAGUUGGAAUAACUUCAAGAUCCACAAGUCUUCUAACUGAAGAAGAGAAAGAUAUCUGUAAGAAAAAUCACGACUGGAAGCCUACCCAGUAUCUCACUGGAAGUCAAGCUCUAGCUUCAUCUGAAGUAUCAAUGCUGAAGCCUAAACAAGAAUUCCCACCAGAAGCAUAUUUACAAAUGAAAACAGAGGAAAGUCAGAAAAGUCUUGACAGGAAUGAAAACAUUCAAUCAUCUAAUGCUGUUAUACAGCCGAAGCAAAUUAUUCAUUUACAAAUAGGACUAGCACUGAGACCCACGGAUCUUCUGAAUGAAGGAAAAAAAGGUUUUUGUGUUAACUAUUCUGAACAAAAGCAGUCUUCCAUUGAAGAGAACUAUGUUCCAACUGAAGAAUCAGCAGUGAACUGUGGACAAGAAUUCCCAGCAGAAGCAGACUGGAAAAUAAAAGCAGAGGAUUUUCAGGAAAAUCUUGACGACAAUGAAAGUAUCCAAUCAUCUAAUUCUUUUACGUGUCUUCAACCGAGGACUAAUCCGUAUUUGUCAUUAGGAUUCACUCAAAGGCCACAGCAUCUUCUAAAUGAAGGAGGGAAAGAUUCACAUAAGAAGCAUCCUGAAUGGAAGAAAAAUCCGUCAACUGAAAGAGAAGAUUCCAUUCCACCUGAGUCAUCAGUGUGGAAGCAAGAACAGGAACACCCAUCAGAAGUGGACAUACAAAUGAAAGCAGAUGACAACCUUAAAAAUCUUGAUGGAAGUGAGAGUUCUCAGUCAUCUGAUACCAUGCCAGAUUUUCCACUGAGCCAUAUACCGCCUUCAUCAGUAUCCAUGGAUCUUCUAAAUGAAGAAGGAAAAGAAGCCGAAUUAAAAGAUAAAUCAGUGAAAAAUCAAAACCAUCUUGAGAGCCAUACCAAUACUCAACCAACUGAUAGCAAUAUGCAUCUUCCACCCAGGCAUAUUCCUCAUUCAUCAACAGGAAUAAGUCCAAGAUUCACAAAUCUUCCUAAUGCAGGGGAAGAAGAAGACUUACAAAUGAAAUUGGAGGAACAUCACAGAAAUAUCGAUGGCAACGAAAGCAUUCAAUCAUCUGAUAAUGUGAAGCACAUUCAACCAAGGCGAAUCCGUCAUUUACUGAUGGGGCUAAUUCCAAGACCCGUGAAUAUUCUAAGUAGACGAGGGAAAGACUCUCACAAGAAAUGUACUCCACAUAAGAAUCCCAUUGAAAUAAAAGAGUUUGAAUCAAAUGCAAAAUUGGAGAGAGAGGAAAUAAAAACAUUCACAUCAGUGAUGUUCGAAGAUGAUCAAGACCUGUGUGACGGGAGCAAAAAUAACCAGCCAUUGGUUGAAGCAACCAGGGAGAAACGUACAAGCAAUGAAACAGAAGAUGCGACUCAAUCCUAUGGCUGUGCAUUAGUUGCCACUGCUCAUGAUGUUUCUACUGCUUCUGCUGUUGCUGCUAUGGUUGCAGCAAUUGUUGUUGCUGCAGCUGCUCCCACCGCUACAGUUGCUGCUGCUUCUGCUGCUGUAGCUGCAGUUGUCGCUGCUGCUGCUCCUGCUGCUGCUGCGGUUGCUUCUGCCAUUGCGGCUGUUGAUGCUCUUGCUGAUGUUGCUCCUGGGGCUGCACUUGACAGUUCUGCAUUACCUGUUGCUGCUGCGACUGCUGCCACUGCUGCUGCUGUUCCUGCUGCAGUUGCCGCCAGUGCCCCAGACACUGCCCCUGCUGUGGUUGCUGUUGCUGCUGCUGCGGCUGCUGCUGCGGUUGCAGUGACUUCGGUGGCUGCUGUUUCUCUCACUGCUGUUUCUGCUGCUUCUGUUGCUGCGGUGGUUGCUGUUGCUGUCACUACAGGAGCUGGUUCAGAUGCUCCCACUGUUGCUCCUGCUGCUGCUGCUGUUGCUGCUGUUGCUGCUGCUACUGGUCCUGCAGCAGCUGCUGCUCUCGUGGCUUCUGUUGCUGCUGCUGCUGUCACUCCUUGUGCUAAUCCAGUGUCAGCUGCAGCCCCUUCUACUGUUGCUGCUGCUACUGCUUCUGCUGCUGCUACUGCUGUUGUUGCUCAUGCUGCUACUUUACCUAUUGCAGCCGCUGCUGCAGCUGCAGCUGCUGCUUUUGCUGUUGUUGUCCCUACAGGAGCUAAUGCUGCUGCUGCAGCUGUAGCUUCUUCUGAUAUUCCUAUUGUUGCACCCAUUGAUGUUGCUGGUGCUGUUGGUGCUGAUGCUGCUGCUACAAAAGGAAGACUCAGUCUACAAAGAAAGUAUGUGGAGGAGGGAAAGCAACAGUCUUCUAUUGAGGAAGCAGAGGAGCAAGAUGGGAUCAAAAAUACAAUAUCUACAGAAAAAAUCCAGGUCCUAAAGCCAGGAAAAGACCUACAUGAUCCUAAUGCCUUGACUCCAGUAACUGAAUCAUGCUCAGCAGAAUAUCUUGGUAGCCCCUUAAAAAGUACACCUGCCUUUGAUUCAUAUAAAGAGUUAUUAGAGCUUAAAGAAAUCAAUGUUCAAAUACUCACAGAAAAAAAUAAAGUGGAAAAUGAAUUAUCUGAAGUAAAAGAAGAGAACUUACAGUUAGAGAAAAAAAUUGUAAGAAAGAAUGAAAGAAUCUGUACUCUCAGAUCAAUCAUAAAAGAACAAGUGGAGAAAAAAAGAAAUGUAAUUUGUGCUUAUAAUGAAGUUGUAGAGGAACUGAGAGAUAAAGAAGUGAUGAUUCAGAGAAGAGGAGAACAAUACAACAGACAAGUUACAGAGACACAAGAGCUUGAAAUAAGUCUGAAGACAAGAGAUGUGGAGUUGAAGCAGCUACAAAAAGAAAAAGAACAGGCACAGAGGAUGGAAGAUCACCUACAAAUAUUGGAACUAGAAAAUACCUCAUUAAUAGCAACAGUCAAGAAGCAGAAGGAGGAAAUUGAACAUCUUCAGAGACAUGUGCAAAACCCGCACAAAAACCUGGUACAGAGUCCCAAUUUUACAGAGACAGCUGCUCAGAAAAAUCGGGACAUAUGGAAUAAUAACACUACAGUAAUAACUGAAAUGGAAAACAUAAUCAAAAAUCUGAAGUCUGAAGUCUCCAAUGUUAAAAUUUCCAAAGAGUUCAGCAAAAAAGAACUGGAAAAGUAUAAGCGAUUCUAUCUAGAAGAACUAAGAAAUAAAAACUUUUUAUUACAUGAACUAAACAGGACUAAUGAAAGUCGAGAACAAUCCCAUACAGAACUUCACAUGAAAUUUCAGCAAAACAUUUCUUCAUCAAACACCCUGAAUACAAGGCUUGUCCAUGAAUGUUCCUGUGUGGAAAAACCCGACAAACUGGAAAACAAAGAUUUCCUUCCAGGAGAAAAUUUGGUAUUGCCUUCCUCAAGCACAGAAUCAACUGAUGAUUGCAUGGUACACUACCCAUGGACGCCUGAAGAUGACAUGAGAGACCUAAGCAAAGGACUCAGUGACUUAAAACAGUCUAUUCAACUUAGUUUGGAGACUCAGAAGAAACAAGAUGAAGAAGCAGGAAAAGAACUAGCUGAAAUUGGGAAAUCCUUUAAGAUGACAGAUCAUAGACAUGAAAUUGGAGCACGUGGUUCUCAAGGAGAUUUUGAAACCUGCCAACUUGGAAUAAGUACUCUAGCUACAGUGCCAGAAUGCUUGGCACAAGCAACAAGUAAACCAUAUUCAGAAUUCUUAAAGGAGAACUAUACAACUUCAACAAUAAAUGCAAUGGAAACCAAAAUUAGAAGCCUUAAAUCUACACUCUCUAAACUGAGAGUUAGCAAAGCAUUGCGUGUGUUAGAACUGGAACGCUAUAAGUACCUCUAUUAUGAAGAAUUAAGUAUUAGAAAAUCAGUUCAAUAUUACUUAAACAAGAAUAAUGAAAAAACAGAGAAGAGCAGGUCAAAGCUGCACAUGGAAACACAGCACAGCAGCCCCGCAGUAAAUGCCCAAAGCAUUCGGCCUUUGACCGAGUGCUCUUCUACUGGAUGCUUUGACAGCAUCCCGGAACCUGGAAAAAGUCUCCCUCUGAGAGAAAACCAGACAACAUCUUUCUCAAACUCUCAACCAUCAACAAGUGGCCUGGAAGACUGCCUGAAAAUGAUGCAACAAGUGUCCCAGUAGAAUUAUGGGCAAGCAAAUAAAGCAAGGAAGACAAUCAUCAAGAUUUCUGUUGACAGAUAAUAAAAAAUUGAAACAAUUGGAAGAGUUUCUUUAGCA
Mastomys coucha (southern multimammate mouse) is the source of this 4819-nucleotide messenger RNA. RefSeq lists its product as uncharacterized. The transcript is spliced from 45 exons. Bases 38 to 4723 code for a protein of 1561 amino acids. The record is from RefSeq and is a predicted model, not a curated record. Gene Ontology annotation, cellular component: membrane. Lineage: Eukaryota; Metazoa; Chordata; Mammalia; Rodentia; Muridae.